CAGGUCACUCACCUUGAGAAUCGCCUGGCCCAGAUGGAAGCCACCGUCUUGGCUACUCAGACCCUGGCUAGCCUGGACCACAGUCUCGGUACCGAGCUCAACCCCGCCUCCUCCUGCCUUCACAUCAAACAGAACAACCCCUCCAGCCUGGACGGAGCCUACUUCCUCAUCGGGAAGGGUGGAACCAUCUACCAGACCUACUGCGACAUGACCACGGCCGGAGGCGGCUGGACGCUGGUCUCCAGCGUGCACGAGGACGACAUGUACGGCAAGUGUACGGCCGGGGAUCGCUGGACCAGCACUCGCGGGAACAACAUCAACUACCCUGAGGGAGACGGCAACUGGGCCAACGUGCACACCUUCGGCUCCAUGGGGUCGGCCACUACCGACGACUACAAGAACCCAGGCUACUUCAGCAUCAGCGCCUCCAACGUCAUGCUGUGGCACGUCCCGAACAACGUGCCGCCGAAGGACUACAAAACCGCCGCCUACCUACGGUACCGCACCUCCACCGGUUUCCUCGCGGACUAUGGAGGCAACCUGUACUCGCUCUUCAAAGAUUACUUCCCCAUCGCUUACGGCUUGGGCACGUACACUCACGACAACGGCCCAGCCAUCCCCAUUGUGUACGAACUGGGUAACGAUACUGUAAUGGAGUCUCAUUUGCCUCCGAACGUUGUUUCACGACAUGAAGCCGUCCCAGGGUUCGUGCAGUUUCGGGUGUUCACCAACACUCGUUCUUGCACUGCGGUUUGUCCAGGUGUCAACUACGUCGGCGGCAAUGCAGAGCAAGUGUGCAUCGGCGGAGGAGGGUACUGGGCAGAGGGUCUGUCUCAGUGCGGCGACUACCUGUGGAAGGACUACAGCGGCUACGGCACCGGUGUCGCCUGGAGCGCGAGCAAGCUUGUCACUGAGUCCACCCAGACUAACGUGGACCACAGUCUGGGUGGCGAGCUCAACCCCGCCUUCUCAUGCCUUCAGAUCAAACAGAACAACCCCUCCAGCCAGGACGGAGCCUACUUCCUCAUCGGGAAGGGCGGAACCAUCUACCAGACCUACUGCGACAUGACCACGGCCGGAGGCGGCUGGACGCUGGUCUCCAGCGUGCACGAGGACGACAUGUACGGCAAGUGUACGGCCGGGGAUCGCUGGUCCAGCACCCGCGGGAACAACCACAACUAUCCCGGCGGAGACGGCAACUGGGCCAACGUGCACACCUUCGGCUCCAUGGGGUCGGCCACUACCGACGACUACAAGAACCCAGGCUACUUCAGCAUCAGCGCCUCCAACGUCAUGCUGUGGCACGUCCCGAACAACGUGCCACCGAAGGACUACAAAACCGCCGCCUACCUACGGUACCGCACCUCCACCGAAUUCCUGGAGGACUUUGGAGGCAACCUGUACACACUCUUCAAAGACCACUUCCCCAUUGGCCACAAUCUCGGCACAUUCACCCACGACAAUGGUCCGGCCAUCCCCAUUGUGUACGAAGUGGGCAACAAUAGCUUUGUCGAGUCACUGUUGCCUCCGGAAGUCAUUUCACGACAAGAAGCUGUCCCCGGUUUCGUGCAGUUUCGGGUGUUCAACCACGAGACUGCCUGCCAUGCGGUCUGUCCAGGUGUCAACUUCGUCGGCGGCAACUCGGAGCACGUGUGUAUCGGUGGGGGUGGAUACUGGGCGGAAGGCAAUCCUAGGCAGUGCGGUGACUACGCGUCCAAGGACUGGGAUGGCUAUGGUAACGGUUAUGGCUGGAGCUCAAACCGGCUUGUCACUGAGUCCGUCAUCAUGUUCUUUUAUCGCUGAAGUCCGCGAAUUUCCGGCAAGCGGCAUAACAAAGAUGUCUCUGUAAGAUACAGAUUUCUGAUUGUAUCUUUAGAUAUCUAUCUCAGAAAUAAAUGCAUGCAAGAACAUGAGUAUGGGUUUUGUUAUUUUUAUAAGGACCAACUGUCUUGUGUGUGUGUACAAUGGCAGGCUCUUGGCAAUGGUGAAAAACACGU
Messenger RNA from Branchiostoma belcheri (Belcher's lancelet), 1997 nucleotides. RefSeq lists its product as uncharacterized. The transcript is spliced from 2 exons. Gene Ontology annotation, molecular function: oligosaccharide binding. Bases 34 to 1803 code for a protein of 589 amino acids. Lineage: Eukaryota; Metazoa; Chordata; Leptocardii; Amphioxiformes; Branchiostomatidae. The record is from RefSeq and is a predicted model, not a curated record.